Messenger RNA from Aureobasidium namibiae CBS 147.97, 1113 nucleotides. RefSeq lists its product as uncharacterized. The transcript has 2 exons. The record is from RefSeq and is a predicted model, not a curated record. The coding region runs from base 1 to 1113 and encodes 370 amino acids. Lineage: Eukaryota; Fungi; Ascomycota; Dothideomycetes; Dothideales; Saccotheciaceae.
AUGCCCAGAGACAAAUCAUCCUGGCAGCCGCUGCAAAAGCGCCAGAGAGCGACCAAGCAGAACAAAGGUCCUAUUCCUCUCCCCACUGAGAAGGCCUACCAACAAGACAAUGCUAUCCCAUCUUCUGUCCAGCAGUCUCUGCUGAACGUUUUCCGCGAUGCCUGCAACAAGGGCUCGCCUGCCGAGAUUGAAGAUAUCUUGCAGGAAGUCAAGGGUCAUCUCUUCAACCGUGACUUUGCUACCGCUUUUGGUAAGGAUGAAUAUCUCCAAGCAUAUGCCGCGAGAUGGAGCCCUAGCAGAGCAUUGGGUUAUGCCCAGAUAUUCUCUGACUUCAAACUGAACCUGGACUCAACUUCAGACUCUUCAAAACCUCUGAACAUUCUUUGCCUAGGCGGUGGAGCAGGCGCUGAGGUUGUCGGUCUCGCUGGUUGGUACAAGCAUUUGAGAGACGACAAGUCUUCAUCCGAAGACAAGCCUCAACCUAACAUCUCCAAACUCGAUAUCUUUGGUGUCGAUGUCGCCAAUUGGGACACAGUCAUGCAGGAUCUCCACCAAGGUGUUAUCACUCCUCCCUUCCUAUCAAAAUACGCUUCCGCAGCUGCAAAGGCCGCCAAUAACGCCGUCUUGCCCUCCGAGGUCUUCAACGUCCGCUUCAAGCAGCAAGAUCUUUUGGAUACUGACGCUGCUGGAGUCAAAGAUUUGCUUGCCAACAGCGAUAUCGUCACCAUCAUGUUCACUCUGAACGAGCUCUACAGCACUUCAGUAGCAAAGACCCAAAGACUCUUGUAUGCAUUGACAGCUUCGAUGCGCCCUGGAUCACUUCUGCUCGUCGUCGACAGCCCUGGAAGCUAUUCUACCGUCACACUCAACGGUGCCUCGCAGAAGUAUCCCAUGCAGUGGUUACUCGACCACACGUUGAUCUCGCCAAAGAAGGAUGCAGCGAAAGGUACUCCCGCACAGUGGAACAAGCUGUUGUCUGACGAGUCGAGAUGGUUCAGGUUACCUGAUGAGGACCUGAGAUAUCCUAUUGACCUCGAAAACAUGCGCUAUCAAAUCCAUCUUUACCAGAGACACGAUGGAAAGCAGGAACCGCUGCAAGAACAGCAGAAGUAA